Molecule: messenger RNA, 2037 nt
Organism: Anarrhichthys ocellatus (wolf-eel)
Lineage: Eukaryota; Metazoa; Chordata; Actinopteri; Perciformes; Anarhichadidae
Gene: cunh1orf35
Product: chromosome unknown C1orf35 homolog
Exons: 8
Coding region: 612-1517 (301 amino acids)
Source: RefSeq, a predicted model, not a curated record
CUCUGUACUUUGCCUUUGCUGUUAAGAGCCAUUAAGGAAACAUUGUGCUGCCUACGUCAUCACUGCGGGUCAAAACAUCGACGCGUUGCGUUCGCGGACAUCGGGAAUACGGAGGUCAAAACAGACACGCGGAGUGUUGUUGUGAUUAGUCUAAAAUAAUAUACGAUACAAAGGCAGCUAAUGUUAAAUAUAUAUAUAAAAAACUCACUGGCGGCUGUAGUUCCCACGUUAACGGGAAGACAAAGCGCACUCUCAUGACUGUAGCUAUGACUUAGGUCGUAAUUUUAACGUUAGCUACAAUAGUGUAACCUAGCUUCAGUUGAACGCUGUUUAUCCAAUUAUUCCCCUCACGCUCUGCACAUCUUUCAUGAAAUAAGUGGCUAAAUUAAUUAAUGGUGUCAGUUUGAAUGGUUUAGGUAAACACCACCGCAAAGAAAGACGUUGUGCCGAUCGACAAAAAGGAAAGAAAACUUACCACAAAAGUACCCGGAUGAGUGGACGCUGAAGGCCCAGCCUCGCGCUUACUCGUGUGCUAACGUGGCUAAAGUCAGCUGGUGAAGCUAACGGUACACCGCUUCUUCUCUAAAAGUCUCCAAAAGUAACCGACUACAAUGUUCGGUUCCUCGAGAUCUGGAGGGGUCAGAGGAGGCCAGGACCAGUUCAACUGGGAUGACGUGAAAGUCGAUAAACACAGAGAGAAUUAUCUUGGGAACUCUUUGAUGGCACCAGUUGGGCGAUGGCAAAAAGGCAAGGAUCUGUCAUGGUACUCGAGAGAUAAGAAAACCGGUGAACCUUUGACCAAAGAGGACGAAAUUGCCGCUGUCAAGGCUGCAGAGCACGAGGCACUGAUGGCUGCCCUAGGGCACAGGAAUAUAAAGAGGCAACCGACUGGCCUGACCAAAGAGGACCUUGCAGAUGUUUGCCGGAGGGAAGAGGCUGAUGGUGAAGAGAGAGAUGUGGACCGUGUCUCAGGCUUGGGAAGCUCCAGUGCAGGGUCAAGGAAAAUGGUGCUCUCCCAAAAGGAAAAGGAGGCCGCUAAAAUAGGCCUGCCUGUUUUUACACACCACAAAACAGAAGUUUGUCCCGAAACCUCAACAUCAAAGACUUCUCAGAGUGUAGAAAAGGGGGAUAUGGACCAACGGCACGAGAGCAAAAAGAAGAAGAAAGAGAAAAAGAGCAAAAAGGAGAAAAAAAAGAAAGAAAAGAAGAAGAAACGGCAAAGAAGAGACUCGUCCUCCUCAGACUCUGAUGACAGAAAACGGCAAAGAAAGGACCACCAUCAUCAUAAUCCAUCAUGCCACAGUCAGAGUGGAGCCAGACCCCAUGACAGCCAUUCAAGGGGGGGAGCAAAGGCCGAGCGACAGCCCUCCUACCCCCAUCAUCGACCGCAGCGGCAUGACACAGACUCCUCUGAUGGGGGGCCUCCUGUCCCCCGUAACCCUGUCAGCCACAAGACGGCCCCUGCUGGUGGCACACAAAGCCACAGGCGGCGCCACGACACAGACUCGGACGACUGAUGUCCUCCCCACCCCCUCAAUUCCGAGACUCGUAACACGGACGGAAAGCUCUACAGCGGCUUGACCCCCCCCCCAAGACCCCAUUUACCCCGAACGGACUGUAGAUGGAGAGAGGUCGAUGUGUCUGACUCACAGGCUUCGGCCUUUAUGUGUCUACAUCCAAUAAGUCGGUCAAUUAGUCAUGGGACACUGGUGUCUUUUGGGUUGUGUUUGACAUGGAGUAUGUUUUUAAUUUUUUAAACAUAUUUUAUGUGAUUUAAACCCCUAAAUAUUUCUAUAUAGUCAUAUGUUUUGAUUUAGUUUUUUGUAAAAUACAAUGCAAGGUAAAAUAUUUAGCAAAUAAAACUGAUCUUUUGUUACAAUGUCUGGCCCUGGGAACUGUUACAUUGUUUGAGAAUUAACUCGUGGAAUAAAUGUAUAUCUUGUCUUGUCUUCUACGCUAUAGGAUUUUUCCAGGAAAAGACUUUCCUGAUGCUCCAUGUCUACAACAGCAAAGUAAAGAAUCUCACAAAAAAUUGUA